Messenger RNA from Danio aesculapii, 2449 nucleotides. Its product is annotated as intermembrane lipid transfer protein VPS13B. The record is from RefSeq and is a predicted model, not a curated record. The transcript is spliced from 14 exons. The annotation marks the transcript as partial. NCBI's taxonomy places the organism in Eukaryota, Metazoa, Chordata, Actinopteri, Cypriniformes, Danionidae.
GUUCUGUUGGUCAGUGUUCAGGGAAUUGCAGUAAAUCUGGAUCCGGUUCUGUCGUCCUGGCUGCUGUUCCACCCACAGAGAACCAGCGGCAGCAGACCGACACAGCAGGUCUCCAUGGUGAUGAAGAAGAGGAGGGAGGAUGAAGCUUCAGUCGGCAGCGCUGCACUGACCAGACAACCCAGCAACCAGAACUCAGACUACACCAGCAGCCCAGUCAAGACCAAAACUGUUACAGAGUCCAGACCUCUCUCUAUCCCAGUGAAGGUUUUUCCAUCGACUGAAGAAUGUCACGUGUGUCCAGAGGAGCAGAUGAAGAACCUGAUCACACACACCUGGAACGCCGUCAAACACCUUACGCUACAGGUGGAGCUGCAGUCCUGCUGUGUGUUCCUGCCCUCCGACACGCUGCCGUCUCCCAGUACGCUGGUGUGUGGGGAUGUCCCGGGCACGGUGCGCAGCUGGUACCACAGUCAGGUGUGUAUGCCGGGCACGCUGGUGGUGUGUCUGCCGCAGAUCAGUGUGUUGAGCGCAGGACACCGCCGCAUGGAGCCGCUGCAGGACGGCCCGCUCACUGUGCCCAGACCCGUGCUGGAGGAGGGUGGUGCGUUCCCCUGGACGGUGUGUGUGCGUCAGCUGAGUGUGUAUUCUCUGCUGGGUCAUCAGCGCUCCCUCAGUGUUGUGGAUCCUCUGGGAUGCACCUCCACACUGGCGCUCACUGCACCCCGGCUGCAGCCGGCGGCCCGAGACGCCUUCAUCAUCUGCCUGCAUGUGGACCUGCAGCCGCUGCAACUGCAGUGCUCCAACCCACAGGUCCAGCUGGUGUGUGCUCUGUGGUGCCGCUGGAUGCAGAUCUUCAGUGUGUUCGAGCGCCUGCAGACUAGAGGAGCUCAGAGAGCAGCUGCAGGUUUCCCAGAAUGCUCUGCUCCGGCCGCUGGCCCCACCUCCCCUGUGCACAGCAGUGCCGGCACCGCCCCGCCUGACACCAGCACCUGCAGCCCGUCAGCUGACCUGGGCACGCCCACUGAGGCUGACUCUGCGCACACAGACGACCCCGCGGCCGGUGAGACCCUGACCCUGGAGCAGCAGACCUGCAGCAUCAGCGGCUCCAGCAGGAGACUCAGUGUCUGGAUGCAGUGGAUGCUGCCGAGACUCACACUGAAGCUGUUCUCCAGCGAGCCCACGUGCAGGACCACCGAGCUGUGUGUGCUGGCAGAGAUGGAGGACCUGAGCGCGUCUGUGGACAUUCAGGACGUUUAUACCAAGGUGAAGUGCAAAGUGGGAAGCUUCCAUAUAGAUCACUACAGAAGCAGUGCUGAAGAGGCUGCGGUCGUCCUCUCUUGCACUGAAAAGCUGAACAGACGCACGGUUCUGCUGCGGCCGCUCAGCAGACAGGAGCCGCACAGCGCUUUCAGCUUCUUUCCCCCUGCGGCAGCGAAGGCUCUGGAGGUCUCGCACCAGCAGCACGGCUUCCUGUCGGUGACCUACACGCAGGCGGUGACGCGUAAUGUGCGGCACAAGCUGACAGCGCGGCAGGAGCGCAUGGCGGCGACCCCGAGGCUGAGCGAGGACACGAGCGACGCUUCACCGCAGCACCUGCACGAGAUCCUGCUAACCGCGCAGCCCUUCGACCUGGUGCUGUCCUGCCCCCUGCUGGCGGCGAUGGCGCGCGUCUUCCACCUGCCCCCAUCACUGCGCCCACCUGCCCGCGAGCGCAUCUCUGCUCAGCCAAUGAGAGGAUACGCACUGUCCUCUAGCAGUCUGCCUCUAGUCUACGUCAACACCAGCGUGAUCCGCAUAUUCUGCCCCCUGGAGGACACACAUGGCAGCACACAUUCACAUUCAAAGCACAGGAAGGAGGACACAGUUGUGCUGAAGAUCGGAUCAGUGAGCGUCGCUCCUCAGGCUGAUAAUCCACUGCCGCGCUCAGUCCUGCGCAAAGACAUCUACCAGCGGGCACUGAAUCUGGGUGUGCUGCGUGACCCGGGCUCUGAGGUGGAGGACCGGCAGUAUCAGAUCGACCUGCAGUGCAUGAACAUGGGGACGGCGCAGUGGGCGGAGCUACAGCCAGAGGGGGCGGGGCCAGGCGGAGUCACGGCGGUGGAUACAGAGAGGAGCUCACAGAACCCUGCACUGGAGUGGAACAUGGCCAGCAGUAUCCGCAGGCAGCAGGAGAAGCGAGUGAUCCUCUCUCCGAUCAUCACAGAUUUCUCCGUGCGCAUCACAGCAGCUCCGGCCGUCAUCUACCGGAAGCCUCUCUCAGCAGAUCACAGCCCAGCGGAGGAGGUGGUGGUGUGUGGUCACAGUCUGGAGAUGAACAUCACGUCUAAUCUGGAGCUGUUCCUCAGCGCAGCACAGGUGCAGUUACUGCAGCGCCUCCUGCAGGACAACAUGAGGAUGACGGAGGACGCAGACACUACUGCAGACGUACGACACACACACACACACACAC